Naegleria gruberi is the source of this 1356-nucleotide messenger RNA. RefSeq lists its product as uncharacterized. NCBI's taxonomy places the organism in Eukaryota, Heterolobosea, Eutetramitea, Acrasida, Naegleriidae. Gene Ontology annotation, cellular component: cytoplasm. Gene Ontology annotation, molecular function: electron-transferring-flavoprotein dehydrogenase activity; flavin adenine dinucleotide binding. The record is from RefSeq and is a predicted model, not a curated record. Bases 1 to 1356 code for a protein of 451 amino acids. The transcript has a single exon.
AUGAGUACACAACCAAGAGUAGUUAUUGUUGGAGGAGGAGUUGCUGGAUUAUCAGUUCUAUCAACUUUGACCUCACAUUUUGUUGCCAAAAGUCAAACAUUUAACAUUACAUUGAUUGAAAAGAAGAAUUUCACCGAGUCAUCUAUCUUUACUUUACGUUAUAUGGUCAAUCCACAAGAAUAUCAUCAUGAAAAUUCACAUGUCUUGUUGGAUGAACUUGAAAAGACUUUUGACAAGAGAAAUGGAUAUUCUGUCAAAAUGAUUAGUCAUUCCCAAGCUUCCAAACUCGAUACCGAGCAUUCCAAGAUUACAAUUCAACAAUUGGAUGGAAAUUCCAUUAAGGGAGAAGAAACUAUCGAAUACGAUUACCUAAUCUUGGCAAAUGGCUGCAGAUACAAGACAGACUAUAUUAAGGCAAACAUUGAAAAGAUUGAAUCUGUCACUCCUCAAUCAAGAUUACACGAAUUUCAUCAAUUCUAUGACAAGAUUACCUCUAAGGAAAAUGAUCAUGUUGUCAUUGUUGGAGGAGGAGCUUUGGGAAUUCAAUUGGCAGGUGAAUUAAUUGAUGUCAAUCAAUGGAGAGGAAAGCACGGAUUGGAACCAUUCAAAAUAACUCUCGUUCAUAGUAGAAAGUUGUUGAGAGAUCGAUCAAAUUCUGAAACUGCACACAAUUAUAUCUAUAACCAUUUGGUGAAGAAUGGAGUUGAAGUUUUUAUGGGAAAGAGAGCUUUUUAUAAGGAUGUUUCUCAAUUGGUUUCGUCUGGGGAGGAAACUAAUCCAUUGAUUAAGAAGGAAAUUGUUUUAAAACCGAAUAUUCCAAAUGCAGAAUUGACUAGUGAACAAGUUAUUGAACUUCCAAAAGCAAGUAUGAUAUUUUGGUGUGGAGGCAUGAUUCCAAAUACUGAAUGGUUGGAAGGAAGUCAUAUUGCAAGAAAUUCUCAAGGUUUCAUUCAAGUUAAUGAUUUCUAUCAAACUGUCAACCAUCCAAAUAUUUUCUCACUUGGUGAUGUGACAGAUCUUCCAUACGAAAAAUUGGCAGGUUCAGCAGUCAGAGAAGGUAUCACUGUUGGUACAAAUAUUGUCAAAAUGUCAAAUUUCAUUCAGCAAAUCAAAAAGGUAGCUCCACAAUUUUCCUCAACUGCCUCAAUGUUAAAAAAUAAGGAAAAAUCAGGAAAAUUUGAAUUGAGUUUGGGAAGUAUUAAUGGUCUAAUUGGAAAGAAGGAAAUCAUUGAGGUUAAAGGACAAAAAGCUGCGGACAUUAUGACCGAAAAGGGAAGAAACAGAGCUAUUGGCUUAUUAAGAAAUCCUGAAAUUUUCAUUAGAAAAUUUGGUGAAUUUAUUCAAUCGAAUUUGUAA